Messenger RNA from Pseudoliparis swirei, 3330 nucleotides. Its product is annotated as plastin-3-like. Gene Ontology annotation, molecular function: calcium ion binding; actin filament binding. The record is from RefSeq and is a predicted model, not a curated record. Gene Ontology annotation, cellular component: actin filament; actin filament bundle; cytoplasm. Lineage: Eukaryota; Metazoa; Chordata; Actinopteri; Perciformes; Liparidae. The transcript is spliced from 16 exons. Bases 123 to 1988 code for a protein of 621 amino acids. Gene Ontology annotation, biological process: actin filament bundle assembly; actin filament network formation.
UCUCCUCACCGGGCGGUGUCAGCGGGAGGGAACAGGACCGAGGAGCUGUGAGAGGCCGACGCAGGGACUCAUUUCCCCCGGGUGAUUGGACUGGAUUGCACGAGCGGACUUCAGGUGUCAGCAUGUCAGCGAAGGUCAGCGCCGAGGAGAUGGAGGAGAUCAAUGUGGCCUUCCGGAAAGUGGAUGUGGACGGUAACGGGUACAUCAGCGCCUCGGAACUCGGUGACCUCUUCAGCGAGGUGGGCAGUCCCAUGCCCGGGUACCAAGUCAGGCUCCUCCUCGCAAAGCUGGACAGAGACAACGACAGCCACAUCGACAUCGAAGAGUUCAAGGCUAUUUUCACGGAAAUGAAGGACGACCGCGCGUCUCUGAGUUUCAGGAAAGCGCUGAACAAGAAAGAAGGCAUCUUAGCCAUGGGGGGAACCAGCGUGAUCUCGAGUGUAGGAACCCAGCAUUCCAUCUCUGAGCAGGAGCGCUUUGCCUUUGCCAACUACAUCAACUCUUCUCUGGAGGAAGAUCCCGACUGUCACCACAUCCUGCCCAUCAACCCCACGACCGAAGCUCUGUUUGGAGCAGUGAGAGACGGCAUCCUGCUUUGUAAACUCAUCAACCACUCUGUCCCCGACACCAUCGAUGAGAGAACCAUCAAUCUAAAGAAACUCACAGCGUUCACCAUACAGGAGAAUCUGAACUUGGCUCUGAACUCCGCCUCGGCCAUCGGCUGCCAAGUCGUGAACAUCGGCGCUCAGGAUCUGAAGGAGGGGAAGCCUCACCUGGCCCUCGGGCUCCUCUGGCAGAUCAUCAAGAUCGGACUGUUCGCCGAGAUGGAGCUGAGCCGCAAUGAAGCUAUAGCAGCGCUGCUGGGGGAUGGGGAGAGUCUGGAGGAGCUGAUGAAUCUCAGUCCAGAGGAUCUGCUGCUGCGCUGGGUCAAUUACCAUUUGAAGAAAGUCGGCAUGUCCAUAUCAAACUUUUCUGGAGACAUUAAGGACUCCAGGGCGUACUUCCACCUGCUGGAGCAGAUCUCUCCAGACGGCAAAGAAGAGGGCGUCCCGCGCUUCGAGGUGGACAUGACCGGUAUCUAUGAUCAAGAUCUCGCCAAGAGAGCGGAGUUCAUGCUCAAGCAGGCCGAGCGCCUCGGCUGCCGCCAGUUUGUGACCGCCGCGGACAUCGAGAGCGGAAACGCGAAGCUCAACAUGGCCUUCGUGGCGACGCUCUUCAACAAACACCCGGCGCUCACCAAACCGGACUUCGAGUUGGACUGGACUAUGAAGAGCGAGACCAGAGAGGAGCGGACGUUCAGGAACUGGAUGAACUCUCUGGGAGUCAGUCCGCACGUUCACCACAUCUUCUGCGAUCUGCAGGACGCCAUGGUGAUCCUCCAGCUCUUUGAGAAGGUCAAGGUGUCGGUGGACUGGGAGUGCAGAGUCAACCUCCCUCCAUUCAAGGGAGUCGGAGCAGGGCAUUUAAAAAAGAGGGAAAACUGUACCUACGCUGUGGAGCUGGGGAAGGAAAAGGCUGGUUUCUCCCUGGUGGGGAUCGGCGGACAGGAUCUCUACGAUGGCAAUCCAACACUAACUCUGGCCGUGGUGUGGCAGAUAAUGAGGAGGUACACGUUCAAUCUUCUCGAAGACCUCGGAGACGGAGAAGUCGCAGGAGACGAUUUGAUAGUGUCCUGGGUCAACAAGACUUUGGCUGAGGCCGGCAAGACUUCCUCCAUCAAAAGCUUUAAGGACAAAUCGAUCGAGACCAGCAUGCCAGUUCUGGACCUGAUCGAUUCCAUUCAGCCUCAGAGUGUGAAAUUUGAUCUGGUUCAGAAAGGAAGUCUGUCCGACGAAGACAAACUAAACAAUGCCAAAUUUGCCAUUUCCAUGGCGAGGAAGAUCGGCGCCAAAGUCUACGCCCUGCCGGAGGACCUGGUGGAGGUCAACCCCAAAAUGGUGAUGACCAUCUUUGCCUGCCUGAUGGUGAGAGGCAUGAGGAAGCCGUAGAGGAGACAAACACACACACACACACCUAUAUAUAUAUAUAUAUAUUUGAAGCUCCUUUUUGCUUUAAAUGAUCAGCGAUGUCACAGUAAGAAGCAUUCGAUUUCCCAUAAUGCCCAUAGAUAUCAAUGAGAGUGUGAAUGUGUUUGUUCAGGGUCUGCCCAGUGCAUGCUGGGAUAGACUCCUUCCUGAAAAUAAUUGAAAAAAGUUAUCUCUUUAAAUGUGAAGACAAUGAGCAUUAACCAUCUCUCAUUCCUGCUGAAAGCAAAAGAAAUAUGUAAGAAAAUCAAGGAGAUAUUUCUUCUUCAGCGUUUCAGGUUUAUAACCAACAUAAAACUAAAACCUCUCAUCUGGCUUCAGUGUUUCCCAUGUGCCACGGCCUCAUGGUAUGUCGGUUCCAUCCUGCGGUAUCUUCCAACGUGCCUGCCGGUUCACAGUUUGAGCAUUUAUUGCACUGAAGCCAUGAUGCGAUAUUCUUUACUGAAAACCUUUUGGCCUUUAAAGACAAAUAAAAAGACUGGAACCUGUAAACAUUUAAGUCCUUUAACUAACUGCUAUAAUCACAUCUGUUUUUUUAGGGGGAUGCUUAUGAAAUAGAUUAAUGGAUGAUAUAUAUUUUUACGAGGCAUUUAGGUAUGAUUAAUGGCUCAUCUUUUAGGACUUUUUUUAAAGGACCAUAAACUGACCAAAUAAGAUGAAUGCCAUAUCUUGCAUCUUAAAACUUAACAAUGGUCUUGUUUCUUCACUUAUGGUGACAGUUUCAAGCUAUUUGGUUAUUGGUAAACUUGCAGUUAAUCCAUUAAAACCCAAUUGAUGUUAUUAAUUCAUACAUGUAUCAAUGUAUCAAUGUCCUAUAAUAUAUAACAACAAUCUGCGAAUUAAAAACCUGAAUGCUGCAUAAAUCACGUUAGAAUAUUUCUGACCCCUGACUUUAAUCAAAUGGCAAUAUUAAAAACACUUUGAAGCUCCCAUUUGAGAGAAAUAACAGUACAUCAAUGCAGUAGUGUCUUCUCUACAUGGUUGCCAUCUGAACUUAAUUCAAUAAAAUCUGAAAUAUGACUUCAGUUGUAAAAAUAAAAUAAAUAAUUCUGAGACUGAUUUCCCUUCCUGAACUAUUAAUAUUUCUUUUGUCUUAAUGCUGCAGCUGAAUAUGUGGGUGUGUUUAAAAACGUUCCAGGUCUUUUGCUGCUGAUGUUGACAUUCCACUAAUGUUCAGUUUGUUUUUCUUUUGUCCCGAAUGUGUAUCUUUAUCGGUCCUUUGGAAUUUCACUGUAGGCAAGAUAAUUGCUUUACCUGAUAGCAAUACUAUCAGAUCAAUAAUAUUCAAUAAAAGCAUUUUUCCAUG